CGCUUACAAGGUUUGAUACACAAAUCCUCUCUCACACAAACGCGAAGAACAAUGACUAACGUUGCAGUAAUAGCCGCUAUUCUGAUUACAGGAUUGUUAUCAGCUAGCGUGUCAGAACAAAUGGCUCCAUCUCCUUCCUCAGGACCUUCGGCUGCACCAGACUGCAUGACGAAUCUGUUGAACAUGACCGACUGUCUUUCGUACGUUCAGGUUGGAAACGGUGGUGGUGCGGCCAAUCCAGACAAAGCUUGCUGUCCGGAGCUUGCCGGCCUAGUCGAUAGCUCGCCACAAUGCCUCUGUUACCUGCUCGGCGGAGAUAUGGCGGCUCAGUAUGGAAUCAAGAUUGAUAAGGCAAAGGCUCUCAAGCUUCCCGGAGUUUGUGGCGUCGUUACUCCGGAUCCCUCACUUUGUUCACUGUUUGGAAUUCCAGUUGGAGCACCGGAAGCUAUGGGCAAAGAGGAAGCGUCCCCAGCCUUCGCUCCAACUUCAGGUGCGGAAUCACCCGAAGGAUUAGGGUCGGGUCCAUCAGCUAGCAGGACGAGCGAUGCGCCAAACACACCUUAUUCUCUUUUUCUCAGUGUCAUAAUUAUUCCAUUAGCCUUUGCAUUUCAUCUAUAUUCCUGAUUUAUUUUUCUUAUUAGCGACACCAUUAUUCGUAUUGUAUUUUCUUAUAAAACGAGUAGUCUUGCUUUUGCAGGUUAUUUUCCUGCAUUUAUUACUUUGUGUUUAUGGAUUAUAUAUCUUCAUUCAUCUUACAAAAUAAA
Brassica oleracea var. oleracea is the source of this 764-nucleotide messenger RNA. RefSeq names its product non-specific lipid transfer protein GPI-anchored 2. The transcript has 3 exons. The coding region runs from base 52 to 624 and encodes 190 amino acids. The record is from RefSeq and is a predicted model, not a curated record. Lineage: Eukaryota; Viridiplantae; Streptophyta; Magnoliopsida; Brassicales; Brassicaceae.